GCAAUAAUUGGUCAAGUUGAAGUGUCUUUCUCUUACACAGAGCAGCUUACUGAGUUACGACAAGAGUUUCUAAGACAGGAUGAUCAGCUACAGGAAUACCGGAAUAACUCUACAACCUUGCAGAAGAAAUUAGAAUAUGAAAGCCUGCAAUGUGGUCAACAGAUUAGGGCACUGAAAGAACAGUGUGAAGAGAAGUUGAAGACUUUAGGAAAAAUGCAUAACCAGCCAGCAAAGCAUGAAGACUCCAUUAAACAAAACCAGUCCAGAGAGGAGGAUGAGCAAGUAAAUAAUCACCGGAAAUCUGACUGGGAUUACAACAAAGCCAAAAUAAAUCUUGAGAAGCAGACUGCUGACAGCAAUAAACUUAGUAUCAAUCUUAAUGGAGAAAACCAACAGCAGCCUCACCGAGAUGAUGGCAAGAGAUUACUAAAUCCAGGUAAAACGGAUGAUGAUGCUGGUAUGCCUGGGAUAGAAGAAAAUGAACAUGCCAAACCGAUGGAUCUUUUGAUUGAUCACAAGAGAAACAAAUUGCUGCUUGAAGAAAUUGAGAAACCUGGGUCUAGGGUUGGUGGGAUUCUUGGAGAAAAGUUGAAUAUGGAGGCUGGAAUUAAACCUGUCCGACAUUUUGAGAGGGGCCCAGCAAUGCAGGCCCCCCCUCCAAUCCAGGCUCAUUCAUUUGAUAAUGAACAAAAUAUUGUAAAACCUGGGAGAUCACUUGUAGUAAAUAUGCCAAGUCCUGUAGACCAAGAGGAGCCAAAUAAUGCAGAAGAUGAAAAUCUUCGUGUUAGAGCCGAUGAAAUUGGAGAAUCUCAGAAUCACCAGCCAGUUCUGGAUAGACAACAUCAAGGGAAACCGAUACAUCAUUUAGCCAAGGAACCUGCUAUGCAGCCACCACCUAAUCAAGCUCUACACUUCCCUGCUGGCCAAGCCUUUUCAAAUCCUUUUGAUCAUCAUGGUGGGAAAGGACAUGAAAAAGCCAAUGAGCCAGGAGAUCAUCCUAAAAGUCAACAAGGCCAGUUCUUUGAUGAAAAUGAAUCCCCAGCUGAUCCGCAGCAUGACUCUAAAGUGGCGGAUUAUAAUGGGGAUGAUGGUAAUGUGGGUGAGUACGAGGCAGACAAGCAGGCCGAAUUGGCUUACAAUGAGGAAGAGGAUGGUGAUGGUGGGGAAGAAGACGUCCAAGGUGAGCUUGGGCCUUAUUUCCUUGAAAUUGAGAGCUGUGCUAAAUCUGUGUGUUAUCUGCUGAAUACCUGCUUUAUGGCUCCAAAGGACAAGUUUAUAUUUGGUCAGACUGGUAUCUUUUUCCAGUCUGCUUUGUUUACAUUCUUAAACCAUAUGCAUAUUUUAUCACACUAGUUCUAAAUAUCCAAA
Molecule: messenger RNA, 1368 nt
Organism: Rhincodon typus (whale shark)
Lineage: Eukaryota; Metazoa; Chordata; Chondrichthyes; Orectolobiformes; Rhincodontidae
Gene: golm2
Product: golgi membrane protein 2
Exons: 7
Coding region: 214-1353 (379 amino acids)
Source: RefSeq, a predicted model, not a curated record